GGGUCUCUGUCCUGCCAUGCUGAUGCCCAGCAAGCCCAUCAAUCGUAGGUGCUUCCCAAGUUUGGACAUGAAAGGUGGUGUGAUAACUGUAGGAAACAGCUCUAAGUUUGACGAUGGAAUCAGAAACAUCAGAAACGCCAAGGAUCUUGUGGAUGGAGUAAAGAACGCCACUGUGGUUAUUGAGACUCGUCAGGUGGUGAUGAAAAUCUUUGAGGAUUACACACAGUCCUGGUACUGGAUCAUCAUAGGGAUGGUUAUUGCCAUACUCACCAGUCUGCUAUUCAUCGUCCUCCUGCGCUUCCUGGCCGGCAUCAUGAUCUGGGUCAUGAUUGCCAUGGUGAUACUGGUGAUUGGAUACGGUAUUUUCCACUGCUACAUGGACUUGAAGGCGAACCAGGCGCUAAUGUGACUCUGCAGGAACUGGACUUCCAGACAGACUUCUCUGUCUACCUGCAGAUCAGACAGACCUGGCUGGCCUUCAGUCAGUACAAACCCAAACUACAACAUGCUCUCAGACUCAUAAGCCUUUUACUGCAAAUGCUCAUGAGAAAUUCAUAUUUAACCUUUUUGUUUGUUACCCUCUAAAUUUGAGUGUUGUGCUUUAUUUCACGUGUUUGGUUUUCAGAUUAACGAAAGUGUCCGUACACUUAACAGAAAAAUG
This is a messenger RNA of Melanotaenia boesemani (Boeseman's rainbowfish), 661 nucleotides long. RefSeq names its product choline transporter-like protein 2. Bases 17 to 409 code for a protein of 130 amino acids. Gene Ontology annotation, cellular component: membrane. NCBI's taxonomy places the organism in Eukaryota, Metazoa, Chordata, Actinopteri, Atheriniformes, Melanotaeniidae. The transcript has 5 exons. The record is from RefSeq and is a predicted model, not a curated record. Gene Ontology annotation, biological process: choline transport; transmembrane transport. Gene Ontology annotation, molecular function: choline transmembrane transporter activity.